Messenger RNA from Dermatophagoides pteronyssinus (European house dust mite), 3715 nucleotides. RefSeq names its product RNA polymerase I subunit Rpl135 (gene Polr1B). Lineage: Eukaryota; Metazoa; Arthropoda; Arachnida; Sarcoptiformes; Pyroglyphidae. Gene Ontology annotation, cellular component: nucleus. Gene Ontology annotation, molecular function: DNA binding; ribonucleoside binding; DNA-directed RNA polymerase activity. The record is from RefSeq and is a predicted model, not a curated record. Gene Ontology annotation, biological process: DNA-templated transcription.
CGAAGGGAAUAAAUAUAUUGCGACAUGCAUGUUUCACGCGUGUUUUUUAUUUACGAACUGAAUCUGAAUUUUUGAAAGUUUAAUUUGAUGAUAAAAUGAUGGCCAACGAUUUGAAAACAUCAUCGAAAACAUUAGUUGAUGAACUUCGUGAACAAAUUGAAUCAUCUACAUUGAAGCCAAGUCAAAAAUUUAUUACCGGUUCAGAAUGGAAUGAUCUUAAACGUGAACAAAAUCGGACUUUACAGAAUCUUGCUCGUGCUCAUAUUGAAUCAUUUAAUUUUAUGAUAAAUGAAGGUUUACAAAAAGGUUUACAAAAUCUGAAUCCAAUUGGAUUUGAACUGGCCAAUGGUGAUAGAAUUGUAAUACAGAUAAUGGAUUGUGUAAUUUUACGACCAAAUGUAUCGAAUAGAAAUGAAAUAAAAUCAAUAUCAUCACAUCAUUCACUUUGUACAAAACUUUAUCCAUCCGAAUGUCGUAUGGCAAAAACAUCAUAUAAAGCAAAAGUUUCAUUGACAAUAAAUUGGAGUUUAAAUGGUCGUGUUCAGGAUAUAAUUGAAGAUAUUAUUGGUGAAAUUCCUAUAAUGGUUAAAUCUAAUCGAUGUAAUUUGGAAAAAUUAACCCGAUCAGAAUUGAUUCAUCGAAAAGAAGAUUCCGAAGAAUUUGGUGGUUAUUUCAUAAUGAAUGGUAAUGAAUAUUUGAUAAGAAAAUUAAUUGCACAACGUAGAAAUUAUCCAAUGGCAAUUAUACGAUCAUCAUGGAAAGAUAGUGGACAAUUUUUUUCCGAAUAUGGUGUAUCAAUACGUUGUGUACGAAAUGAUCAAAUUGGUUCAAAUAUGGUUCUACAUUAUUUAACUAAUGGAACAGUUAAAUUGAGAUUUUUCUACAAUCGUCAACCAAUAUAUUUACCAUUGAUUUUAGUGCUAAAAGUUCUUUGUGAUGUAUCCGAUCAAUUUAUAUUUAAUGAAUUAAUCAAAACACGUGAAAAUGAUAAUUUUUUUCAAUCAUGUAUUGUUAAUAUGUUACGUAUGGUACAACAGGAAAAACUUUAUACAUCGAAACAGAUUAAAAAAUAUAUUGGUGAACGUGUUCGUAUACGAUAUGAAGCACCAAGUUGGUAUACGGAUGAAGAAAUUACUGAUAAUCUAUUCAGAGAAUGUAUCGCCGUUCAUCUAAAUUCAAAUGUUGAUAAAUUCAAUUUGUUAGUAUUUAUGACAAGAAAAUUAUUUGCAUUUGUACAACGUGAAUGUGCAGAAGAAAAACCCGAUAAUCCAAUGUUUCAUGAAAUUUAUCAAUCUGGUCAUAUUUAUUUUACAUUAUUAUUGGAACGGUUACAAGUGUUUUUGAGUACCGUACGACAAGCAAUCGAACGUCAAUAUCAACAAUCAUUAAGAUAUCGUGAUGCACAUUCAUUUUCAUUAACAACAGCUAUGGUACGUAGAGCUUUAGCAUCAAAAUAUCGUGAAAUUACUAGACCAAUGGAACAUUUGAUUACGACUGGAUAUCUUCGUUCGAAAACUGGCCUUGGUUUGAUGCAAUCUGCCGGUAUGGCUGUUAAAGCUGAAAAAAUUAAUUUCUGGCGUUUUUUAGCACAUUUUCGUUCAGUACAUCGUGGUCAAUUUUUUAGUGAAAUGAAAACAACAGCAUGUAGAAAAUUAUAUCCAGAAGCAUGGGGAUUUCUUUGUCCUGUACAUACACCUGAUGGUGCUCCUUGUGGUCUUUUAAAUCAUUUUAGUGAACUUUGUCAAAUAACUAAUCAACAACAAUCAGUUAGACAUCUGGCUUCAGUUUUAACUGUUUUAGGAAUGGAACCAUUAGAUUCACCAAUCAAACCGGAUUCAAAUUAUUUAAAUGUUCUUUUGGAUGGACGAACAUUAGGUUUUGUUCAUGAAAAUUCGGCUACAAAAAUUGUUAAUCAAUUACGAAUGUGGAAAACAACCGGUAAAGAAAAGAUUCCAUUAACAUUGGAAAUCGGAUUAGUUCCACGUACCGAUAAACCAACACAAUAUCCAGCUUUAUAUCUAUUUUCAACACCAUCACGUAUGAUUCGUCCAGUGUUUAAUUUACUAACACAAAAUAUUGAAUUUAUUGGAACAUUUGAACAAUGUUAUAUGGAUAUUUGUGUUACAAAUUCGGAAUUAAUAUCCGGUAUAACAACACAUCAAGAAAUACGUGAAACAAGUUUUCUUAGUAUACUUGCUAGGCAAAUUCCAUAUCCAGAUUUUAAUCAAAGUCCACGUAAUAUGUAUUCAUGUCAGAUGGCAAAACAAACAAUGGGUACAGCAAGUCAUACAUUAAGAUAUCGAUCGGAUAAUAAAAUGUAUUCAAUAUUAACACCACAAUCACCAUUAGUACGUACAGCUGCAUAUGAUCAUUAUGCAUUGGAUAAUUAUCCAUUAGGAACUAAUGCAGUUGUUGCUGUUAUUUCAUAUACUGGUUAUGAUAUGGAAGAUGCUAUGAUAUUGAAUAAAUCAUCAGUUGAACGUGGAUUUCAAGCCGGUAUUAUUAAUAAAACAGAAGUUAUUGAUCUUUAUGAAUUAGCCGGAUUACGUUCAACACAAUUACAAGAAUUAAUGUUAAAAUUUGGUUAUGAUGAAACGAUUGAUAUUGAUGAAAAAUAUUCCGGAAUGUUUGAUAAAGAUGGAUUGCCAUUUAUUGGAAGAUUAGUUUGUCAAGAUGAUCCAGUUUGUGCAUAUUUAGAUAUGGUUGAAAAUCGUACAAAAUUUCAUAAAUAUAAAAGUUCAGAACCGGCAUAUAUUUUUGAUGUAAAAAUUUUAAGUGAUGGUAAUGAAACAAGAAUAACAAGAGUUGCUAUUUCAUUUUUAAUACGACGAUCACCAAUUAUUGGUGAUAAAUUUGCUAAUCGACAUGGACAAAAAGGUAUUUGCUCAUUUUUAUGGCCAGCUGAAGAUAUGCCAUUUACUGAAAGUGGUAUUAUACCGGAUAUUCUGUUUAAUCCACAUGGUUUUCCUUCACGUAUGACUAUUGGACAAAUGAUUGAAACAUUGGCUGGAAAAUCAGCUUCAAUGCAUGGUUUAGUACAUGAUUGUACACCAUUUACAUUUUCGGAAGAUAAUCUUGCAUCAGAUUAUUAUGGUAAAUUAUUAGAAAGUUAUGGUUUUAAUUAUUAUGGAACGGAAAAAAUGUUCAGUGGUGUUGAUGGCCGAGAAUUAGAAGCACAAAUAUUUAUCGGUGUUGUUUAUUAUAUUCGUUUACGUCAUAUGGUUGGUGAUAAAUAUCAGGUACGAUCAACUGGACCAAUCGAUCAGAUUACACAUCAACCGGUAAAAGGAAGAAAACGUGCUGGUGGUAUUCGGUUUGGUGAAAUGGAACGUGAUUCACUUCUUGCUCAUGGUACAACAUUUUUACUACAAGAUAGAUUGUUUAAUAAUUCGGAUAAAACAUUGGUUCAUAUGUGCAAAAAAUGUGGCUCAAUAUUAUCACCAUAUUUAUUCUCGACAACAACGAAUAAAAACAAUGUCAAUAAUGAAGGAAUAGAUAAAAAUGAUGAAACUAUCAAUGGUGGUGGUGGUGGUGGUGAUCUAGAAGCCGAAAAAAUUCAAUAUUGGAAUUGUAAACUUUGUGAUUCAGCUGAACAUAUUGUAAAGGUGGCGAUACCUUUUGUUUUACAAUAUUUGGUUGCUGAAUUAGCAUCCGUUAAUAUUAAAGUAAAAUUUACGGCAACUUGAUUAAAAUAAAAAUAAAAUUUCCAUUUUUA